AUGGCUUCCCCAAGCCAGACUCAGGGCUCCGUGCCAGCGACUCAGCCUCUCACACCACCCGCAGAGUCUUCAGGGGCCAACGGCGCCUCUGCCCCGGCCGCAGCAGCAACCGCUUCGCAACCACCCACUGCUCCCCCCGCGACAGCACCAACCACAUCAACAGGCCAUCCACCACAAAUCCCCGGAACCUCCCUACAAGAUAGCGGUAAAACGCGCCGGCCACGCGACGUACGCUUGGUUCACAUGCUCCUCGCGUCGCUAGGCGUAACAGCUUACCAAGACCGCGUGCCCCUCCAACUCCUUGACUUCGCCUAUCGCUACACCUCCAACGUACUCCAAGAUGCUGUGCACCUUGCUACAGAAGGUUAUGCAGGCGCAGUGGGUGAUGCCGCGGGGAAUACCGGCAAGAACGCUAACUCGGCGGAAGUAAAUGGUGUUUCGCUGCCAGCGCUGCGGUUGAGCAUUGCAUCGCGACUACAUUAUCAAUUUCAGACUGGCCUGCCGAAGGAAUUUCUGAUGGAUGUUGCAUCUGAAAGGAAUCGGAUUGCGCUACCUGGUGUGUCGAGAGGGUUCGACGCUGCCGCUCCGGGUGGACCCAAUGGAGCACCUGCGGCCGCGGCUAAUCAGAGCGUCAUGAUGGCUGGUAUGCGAUUGCCGCCGGAGCGAUUCUGUCUUACAGGAAUGGGAUGGAACAUGAAAGAUGAAUGGGACAGUGAGGGCGAGGAAGAGGAGGAUAUACCCGAUGCACCGCCACAGGGUGAGAAAGAGGAUGGCGAGGAAGAGGAGAAUGAUGGGAAGAUGGAGGAUAUCUUCGGUGAAGACACUGCCAUGGGCGAAGCGGGUGAUGACGAUGAGGAUCAUAAGAUGAAUGAUGUUUAG
Molecule: messenger RNA, 879 nt
Organism: Penicillium pulvis
Lineage: Eukaryota; Fungi; Ascomycota; Eurotiomycetes; Eurotiales; Aspergillaceae
Product: putative transcription initiation factor TFIID, 31kD subunit
Exons: 1
Coding region: 1-879 (292 amino acids)
Biological process (GO): DNA-templated transcription initiation; RNA polymerase II preinitiation complex assembly
Cellular component (GO): SAGA complex; transcription factor TFIID complex
Molecular function (GO): RNA polymerase II general transcription initiation factor activity; transcription coactivator activity; protein heterodimerization activity
Source: RefSeq, a predicted model, not a curated record